Amblyraja radiata (thorny skate) is the source of this 5945-nucleotide messenger RNA. It is a transcript of the gene piwil1, whose product is annotated as piwi-like RNA-mediated gene silencing 1. NCBI's taxonomy places the organism in Eukaryota, Metazoa, Chordata, Chondrichthyes, Rajiformes, Rajidae. Bases 110 to 2680 code for a protein of 856 amino acids. Gene Ontology annotation, molecular function: RNA binding; protein binding. The transcript has 21 exons. The record is from RefSeq and is a predicted model, not a curated record.
CGCCGCGCGGGGAGAGACGACAAAGGGAGAGGGAGGGGCUCGUGGGGGCGGUUGGAGCCGGUCCGGCAGCGUAACUGGUAGUAAGUUGAAAUAUAUAUAAAUAUUAAAAAUGACUGGAAGAGCCCGUUCUCGAGCCCGUGGCAGAACACGUGUCCCCGAAGUAAGCUCACAACCUCUUGCUCCAAGGAUGGAACCUUCUCCAAUACCGCCGCUUGCUGCCAGCGCAGGGGAGCCUGAACUACUUGGUCGUGGUCGACAGCGAGGUCCCUCUGGUGCACUACUACGCAAAGAUGUUGAGGUGGUAUCUGCUGGAUUUAAAGAGAUGUCUUUAACGGAAAGAGGUGGGCGGCGGCGAGAUUUCCAUGAUCUUGGAGUUAACACCAGAAAGACUAUGGAACAUGUCAAGGAGUCCAAAACAGGUUCUUCUGGAAGUGCAAUACGUCUGAUAACAAACUAUGUUCGCCUGAACUCUUGUGCCCAGUGGCUUCUAUAUCAAUACCACGUGGAUUAUGAACCUCAGAUGGAAUCGAGACGUCUACGUACUGUACUAUUGUUUAUGCAUGAGAACGUUCUUGGCAGAAUUCGUGUUUUUGAUGGUGGUGUGCUAUUCCUUCCUAAAAGAUUGGAAACAAGAGUGACCGAACUACGCAGCCAGACACGUGAUGGACAAGAUGUGAAAGUUACAGUUACCUUGACCAACGAACUGCCUCCCACAUCUCCAACAUGUCUGCAGUUUUACAACAUUGUGUUCAGGAGGCUUUUAAAGAUAAUGUGCUUGCAGCAAAUUGGCCGAAAUUACUACAAUCCUAAGGAUCCCAUAAUGAUUCCACAGCACAGAAUCAUGGUAUGGCCAGGAUAUACCACUUCAAUCCUGCAGUAUGAGAGCAAUGUCAUGCUCUGUGCAGAUGUUAGUCACAAAAUCCUGCGUAGUGAUACUGUACACGAUGUCAUGCAUGAGUUAUAUGCUCAGUUUGGCGAACAACGGUUUCAGGAGGCAUGCUCCAAGGAACUGGUUGGAGUAAUAGUUCUAACCAGGUACAAUAACAAGACUUAUCGAAUUGAUGACAUUGAUUGGUUUCAGAAUCCCCAAAGCACCUUUAAUAAGGCAGGAACUCAAGUCAGCUACAUUGAUUACUACAAAAAGCAAUACAGUAUGGAUAUUGAUGAUGUGAAUCAACCAGUGCUCGUUAGCCAGCCCAGAAGGCAAGGACCUGCUGGUACUAGUCUAGGACCUAUUUGCCUCAUUCCUGAGCUAUGCUAUCUUACAGGCAUGACGGAUAAAAUGCGUUCCGAUUUCAACGUGAUGAGAGACCUAUCUGCACAUACAAGAUUAACACCAGAACAGAGGGAGCAGCAGUUGUGGCGCUUCGUGGACUACAUCCAAAGUGAUGAAAAUGUACAGAAAGAACUGUCAGAUUGGGGCAUCCAGUUCGAUUCCAAAUUGCACUCUCUCUCUGGCAGAGUUGUACCUACGGAGAAGAUCCAACAAGGUGGAAAAAUGUUUGAUUAUAAUCCCCAAGCAGCAGAGUGGUCCAGAGAAACCAGAGGUUCCUUCCUGAUCAACCCUGUUCCGCUGGAAAAUUGGGUGUUGGUUUUUACCCGAAGAAAUACUGAUGUGGCUCGCAGUCUUUUUCAAACUUUGGGAAAAGUAGUGAAGGCAAUGGGCAUCAGGAUGGAGAAGCCAUUAAUGGUUGAGGUGGAAGAUCGCAGUGAGGCAUUUUUGAGGGCACUUCAGUCCAACGUUACUCAGUCUACGAGAAUUGUGGUUUGUGUUCUUCCAUCUAACCGCAAAGACAAAUACGAUACAAUCAAGAAAUACUUGUGUGUUGAAUGCCCAACUCCAAGUCAGUGUGUUGUUGCCCGGACCUUGAGCAAGCCUCAGGCACUGAUGGCUAUCGCCACAAAAAUUGCUUUACAGAUUAAUUGUAAAAUGGGCGGUGAACUGUGGAGUGUUGAGAUACCGCUCAAACAGCUGAUGGUGAUUGGAAUUGACUGUUACCAUGAUAAUGCUGCUGGAAGAAAAUCAAUUGCAGGAUUUGUUGCCAGUCUUAAUCAGACAAUAACCAGGUGGUUUUCCCGCUGUAUCUUUCAAGAUCGUGGACAAGAACUUGUAGACGGAUUGAAAGUUUGCUUGCAAGCUGCGUUAAAGGCGUGGCACGCAUGCAACAAGUGUCUGCCUGGUCGCAUCAUUGUGUACCGUGAUGGAGUUGGUGAUGGACAGCUCAACACAGUGGUAAAUUACGAGGUUCCACAAUUGCUGGAUUGUUUGAAAUACCUGCCCGACUACAAUCCAAAGCUAUCAGUGAUUGUUGUGAAGAAGCGUGUCAAUGCCAGAUUUUUUUCACAAGCGGGAGGAAGAUUACAGAACCCGCCACCCGGAACUGUCAUUGAUACAGAUGUCACAAGACCAGAAUGGUAUGACUUCUAUAUAGUUAGCCAGUCGGUGAAGGUUGGUACUGUCACACCGACACACUAUAACGUGGUGUUUGACAACAGUAACCUGAAACCAGAUUAUAUGCAGCGGCUAACCUACAAGUUGUGCCACAUGUAUUACAAUUGGCCGGGUGUGAUCCGUGUGCCCGCCCCUUGCCAGUAUGCCCACAAGCUGGCAUUCUUGGUGGGGCAGAGUAUUCAUCGAGAGCCCAGUCUGGCGUUAGCUGACCGACUUUAUUACCUAUGAAUAUCACAAGCAAUCAAGUUUCCAGUCGUGAACUCUGUCAAAGAAAAGGGAUUUUUAAAAGAGUGCAAUUUAUCAAGAAUAUAUUUUGUAGAUCAGGGCAAUGUUCAAUGUUUGCAUUCCAUCUGUCUGCAUAUUAAUUAAUUUGAUGCCUUCUGCAACCACAGAAGUUCAGUGCUUGUGGCUAAUCUUCCUCUGCUCUCAAAUUGAAUCCUAGUUGAUUGUUGCCCGAGUGGCCUUGUGUGGCAGAGGAUAGGGGAACUUGUUCUUCACGUUCACAUCCUUGCAAUAAUCACCGAGUCAACAGCCACUGUGCUGCGAUGCCACUUGCUCUUUGAUAGACAGGGACAUGCUGCCCUCCCACUGUGGCUGAGAAUUUCUUCAGGAGUCCUGACCGUGUAAUCCGAAAACAUAUUAAUUACAUUUUUCAUUCUGCCAUUCAGGAAUUGAUCCCUUGAACAGCGACUAGAAAUUUGUUGCUUGCAUAGGCCUUUAAUUACAAACAUUCAUUGCUUUCUUGUCUCCAUGCUGAGGCCCUACACCCUAAUGAAAACUUGGUUGUCUAAUUUUGAUUUUGACAUUGACUUCCAUGCAUCUAUUCUAUCUCUGAAUCUUAAAUGCUUUGAGAUGGAUUCUCUUAUACUUCUAAACUUCAGUGCAUAUAAACUGAUUGUUCUUUAACUUCAUGGUCACAGGGUGACCCCCUCAUUCUUGGUAUCUUUCCAGUGAAGAAACAAGGAACUGAAGAUACUUCAUACUUAAAAUGAAGAAAGUGCUCGAGUAAUUUAGUGGAUUGGUCAGCAUCUCUGGAAAACAUGGAUCGGUGAUGUUUCCGAUCUGAGGAAGGGCUUCGACCCAAAAGUCACCUAUCCAUGUUCUCCAGAGAUCCUGUCUAACCUGCUGAGUUACUCCAGCACUUUGUGUCCUUUUAUGUUUUACUACCUGUGUGUAUAACAGGGUUGGUAAAAAUUUAAACGGAGAACAUUUCUUGUAUUGGAAUUGAAAUCGGGUUAGGUAGCAGAGAAGAGAUGAGACCAGCAUGUGUACAAUGCCCUCGCAUGCUGAGAUCCUUCUUCAGACCUGAACAGUCACCUAUCCAUGUUCUCCAGAGAUGCUGCCUGACCCGCUGAGUUACUCCAGCACUUUGUGUCCACUUAUCUAUCUACUGAAUCUGUGCUGCACCACCUUGAGCCAAAUAUAUCUUAGGUUUGGUUUGGAGACAAACUGCACACUGUUCUUGCAGGAAGAUUUUUUUUGUGUUCUCUACUCUACCCCCCCCCCCCCCCCCCCCCCCCUACAGUUACGGAUGCCUCAUAUGCAAAACAAAAUUGCAGAUGUUGGAAGUUGGACAGGCUUUGUUCUCAAGUUUAAACGUUCCAAGGUUCAAUUUACCACAUCGGCCAAGCUGAGACUCGUUUUGAAUCAUUUUUUGGAAAAAGGUUGAACAAAUGGCAUAGUCCCGUUAGAUAUCGCGCUUAUCUUACAAACUUCCCUCUUGGGACUAGGGGCUAUAGCAGUUAUAGUUCCUUACAUUUACUUAUUGCUUUUGCUGCUAAAAGAUACCAUGUGAGUUUUCCUGGUAGAAACAAGGAAUUGCAGAUGCAAAAAAAAAGAACACAGUGCUGGAGUAACUCAGCGGGUCAGGCAGCAUCACUGGAGAACAUGGAUGGGUGAUGUUUUGAGUGGGGACACUUCUUCAGACUGUCUCUUCCCCCCUCCACUGUACACCACUUGGCUCGCACCUAUUUCUCCCCACCCCCUCCCCUUCCACCUACUAUUGCUUCACAAUUCACAACUGCAAUCCUUUUUAUCUCAACUUCUGUCGAUUCAUCUCUGAACUUUGUCCAAACAUUUGGCUAUCAAAAAUUCCCCUUGCCUGGGUUCAUCUAUUGCCUGCCAAGCUUUGUCCUGCCCCUCCUUUCUUCCAGAUUUCACCUCUUCUCCCCACCCCACGGUCAAUCAACCCGUCUAAAGAAGGGUCUCAAGCCGGAAUUGUUUAUCCAUGUUCUCCAGAGAUGCUGCCUGACCCGCUGAGUUACUCCAGCACUCUGUGUCUUUGUGAUUUUCCUUCAUGGAGAGAAAAGUUGUCUGCCUUCCCACAUGAAUCCAGUGAGGGUUGUGGACUUGUACAGGGAUCCCUCUUGCUCCACUCUGUAAAAUGAUGCGUUUACACUCUGUGAACCCCCUCGUCAAAUACUAUGGUAGUUGUGUCAACUACUGAUAUGAGCUUGUUUUACUCCAUUACUUUGUUCUAUUAAUAUAUCUUGUUCAAGAAGUGCUUUAUUUCAUUAUAAAUCUUAGUUUUUUCUGUGUAAAACAUUUAUUCAAAUCACUUUGGAAGGUUGUGGUACUUUUAACUACUGGAUGUUGUUGUUUUGGUUUAAUUAGUUAUUAAAAUAGGCUUUUUGAAAAUGUUCCCGAUGAAAUGUCAAUGUUGGCAUCUUGUGUGUGUGUGUGUGUAGGGGCUAUCAAUUGCCGCAGUCAUUUUGGGGAAGGUUUAUUUGGUUCUGCUAAGGUGGUUACGUGGUAGGAACAGUCUGGGGUGCUCUAAAUAUUUGUACCUAAUGGUGUUUUUCAUAACGAUUUUACUAAGCAUAAUUGUUAAAUGCAGAUAUUGCCCAUAUCAAAAUUAAGAGCCUCAAAUCUUCACGAGUAGAUAUUAGUUUGUUAGGAUGCUUUAGGAAUAUAAUGGUGUAUUGGCCAACACCAGCAGUUGUGAAGUGACCAGGUUACAAGAUACUACACGGUUGGUGAUAAUAAACUAACUUGUGUCCCUCAGAGUUUAAAAUAGACUCAUUUCCUUACACCCAAAUGUCCAUCCACUAAAUACUUUUAGGCAUUUAUCUGUUACUGUUACCUGCCAUGCAGCACCAGUCCAUUGGGACUUUGCACACCUGCCAAUUUACAGCAUGCUUUGUGUAAAACUAAACUCUGUGCAAAUGUAGGAGUGGAUAGGUUUUUUUUUUAAGGUGCAAGUGGAGCCAUAUCAUAUAAAGAAUCCUUUGGUUGUGUAUGUUUUAUUUAACCUGGUGAAGUGAUGCACAGAAGAGCUGGUGUAUCAAUUGGCCUCUUGGAGAAACCAGCCAGAAGUCCCUUCAGCAUGUGGUUUGGGGGUAGCUGUUGUGUGAAUCUGCUCUGAGGAUGGGCUCUAAUCACUGUUGAUGCCUCUGACUGCCUUUCUGCUUAGGUCAUGCUUUCUACUGGCAUGAAUAAUGCCACGUGUCUGUCUAAUGGUGAUUGAUUAAAAUAAAGAUUCCGUUAUUAAGCA